Molecule: messenger RNA, 873 nt
Organism: Malassezia sympodialis ATCC 42132
Lineage: Eukaryota; Fungi; Basidiomycota; Malasseziomycetes; Malasseziales; Malasseziaceae
Exons: 2
Coding region: 1-873 (290 amino acids)
Biological process (GO): mitotic spindle organization
Cellular component (GO): nucleus; protein phosphatase type 2A complex; cytoplasm
Molecular function (GO): protein tyrosine phosphatase activator activity; peptidyl-prolyl cis-trans isomerase activity
Source: RefSeq, a predicted model, not a curated record
AUGUUGGACACACAGACCGGCGAGCUGCCGCCCCUCCCAUGCCUCAAUGCGGACGAUCCCGCCAUACGCUCGCGAGCGACUGUGCCACGCAAAUUCAUCCUGAGUGACGAAGAUAUGGGCGUGUGGCAAACAAGCGACGCCCAUCAUACCCUCCUGCUCUUCUUGAUGCGAUUGGCCGAUGCGUGCACCGGCCAGCCUACGCGCCUCGUGCCAUGGGACCGGUCCGCACACAACCCAAGCGAUGGCAUAAAUCGCGUCCUAACCUUGCUGAUCGAGCUCGAUACAUGGACCGAUGAGAUCGCACCUCUUGCGGGGCCUCAGCGUUUUGGCAACCUGGCGUUCCGCACUUGGGGUGCGCGCCUCGCCGAGCGGGUCGAAGUGCUGCACGAAGCGCUCCUUCCCUCUUCCUACCGUGACUAUAUACGCGAACUGGUACCCUACCUGCUCGAUGCCUUUGGCUCCUUCGUGCGCAUUGACUAUGGCACCGGCCAUGAACUCCACUUUGUGGCUUGGCUCGGCUUCCUGGUGCGCCUCGGAGUGCUUCCAGCGACCGAGGAGACGGAAACGCGCCUUGCGCUGGAGGUGCUUCCUGCAUAUCUGCGCGUAACGUGGCACCUUCAGGACCGCUAUGCACUCGAGCCAGCGGGCAGCCAUGGUGUCUGGGGCCUCGAUGACUUCCAUUUUGUGCCAUAUAUUUUAGGCGCGGCGCAGCUUCGCGACUCGGCCCUGAGCCCCGCCGAGAUUUCCGAUGCGGCCCUAUACCCUUUUUCCAAGCGACGCGAGCCGCGCACUGGUCCCAAGCUCUCGCCGUCGGAUACAUUGGCGUACCAGCUACCCCGCACGCGGCUUGGCCAAAGGUAUACAAGGGCAUGA